Messenger RNA from Capsicum annuum, 1949 nucleotides. RefSeq names its product scopoletin glucosyltransferase. The coding region runs from base 413 to 1834 and encodes 473 amino acids. The transcript has a single exon. NCBI's taxonomy places the organism in Eukaryota, Viridiplantae, Streptophyta, Magnoliopsida, Solanales, Solanaceae. The record is from RefSeq and is a predicted model, not a curated record. Gene Ontology annotation, molecular function: UDP-glycosyltransferase activity.
GUUAACUAACCCGGCUAGAACUUUUGUUGGACGCGAUUUUGAUAAAGCACUGAAUUAUAAGGAAUGAUUAUAUACAGUUUUAUUUUAUAUUUUUACAAGAUGCUAUACUCACAUCUUCGACCACGAUGACCUGAUCUCAUACGUGAAAAAUAACUUUAACAGUUACAUUAAAGCUCGUUGCUCUACCAAAGCAAUUGGAAAAAAAAAAAAUAUUUCUUCGAGGACAAGUUAGUCUUAUGCACCUUCAAAGAAAAUUACAAGUAAUUCGGUGUAUAUAUAGUGCCGUUGAUGCAUUAAACACUCGUGCAAUUAUUCCACACAUAACGACCGAAAAGAACCACUCUAGCUUUGCUUCCAUUUCUAUUUUCAGCCACAACACGUUUCUUUGCUUGUUUCAAAACAUUUUAACAAAAUGGGUCAGCUCCAUUUUUUUCUCUUUCCCAUGAUGGGUCAAGGGCAUAUGAUUCCCAUACUAGACAUGGCCAAGCUCUUUGCUUCCCGUGGUGUUAAGGCCACCAUAAUCACUACCCCUCUCAAUGAAUAUGUUUUCUCCAAAGCUAUUCAAAGAAACAAGCAUCUGGGUAGCGAAGUCGAUAUCCGUUUGAUUAAAUUCCCAGCUCUGGAGAACGGCUUGCCUGAAGAUUGCGAACGCCUUGAUCGCGUUCCUUCUGAUGACAAGCUCCCCAAUUUCUUCAAAGCUGCAGCUAUGAUGAAAGAACCACUAGAGCAGCUUAUUGAAGAAUGUCGCCCAAAUUGUCUGAUUACUGAUAUGUUCCUUCCUUGGACUACUGAUUCUGCUGCCAAAUUUAACAUUCCUAGAAUUGUUUUCCACGGCACUAGCUACUUUGCGCUAUGUGUCGGAGACAGCAUCAGGCGUAAUAAGCCUUUCAAGAAUGUGUCUUCUGGUUCUGAAACUUUUCUGGUAGCAGAUUUGCCUCAUGAAAUCAAGCUGACUAGAACACAAUUGUCUCCAUUUGAGCAAUCGGAUGAAGAGUCAAUUAUGUCCCAGAUGGUAAAAGCUGUCAGGGAUUCAGAUUCAAAGAGCUAUGGAGUUAUCUUCAACAGUUUCUAUGGGCUUGAACCAGAUUAUGUCGAACAUUAUACCAAGGUUCUUGGUAGAAAAAACUGGGUUAUUGGCCCGCUUUCGUUGUGCAACAGGGAUAUUGAAGAUAAAGCUGAAAGAGGGAAAAAAUCCUCUAUCGAUAAACAUGAGUGCUUGAAAUGGCUUGAUUCGAAGAAAUCUCAUUCCAUUGUUUACGUUUGUUUUGGAAGUGUAGCAAAAUUCACUACAUCACAGAUGCAAGAACUCGCUAUGGGACUUGAAGCUUCUGGACAGGAUUUCAUUUGGGCUGUCAGGACAGACAAUGAAGAGUGGAUGCCUGAAGGAUUCGAAGAAAGAACGAAAGGAAAAGGAUUAAUUAUAAGAGGAUGGGCACCCCAAGUGCUAAUUCUUGAUCACGAAUCUGUUGGAGCUUUCGUGACUCAUUGUGGAUGGAACUCGACGCUUGAAGGAGUAUCUGCAGGGGUCCCAAUGGUGACAUGGCCAGUGUUUGCUGAGCAAUUUUUCAACGAGAAGUUGGUGACUGAGGUUAUGAAAACUGGGGCUGGCGUUGGUUCGGUGCAAUGGAAGAGAAUAGAUAGUGAUGGAGUGAAAAGUGAAGCAAUAGCAAAGGCAAUAAAGAGAGUGAUGGUGAGUGAAGAAGCAGAGGGAUUCAGAAGCAGAGCUAAAGCUUAUAAGGAGAUGGCAAGACAAGCUAUUGAAGAAGGAGGAUCAUCUUACAUUGGAUUGACUACUUUGCUUCAAGAUAUAAGUUCCUAUAGUUCCACUAAUUAAGUAGUGAUUGAAAAAAAUAUGUAUGGUUUCUGUAGUGUGUGUGUUUUGUGCGCUUAUUUUGACAUUACCCUUGUUUUUAAUAAUUAAUGUCAUGAAAUGAAGUAUUGCAGCCCAA